Alexandromys fortis (reed vole) is the source of this 2104-nucleotide messenger RNA. RefSeq names its product leucine rich repeat containing 17 (gene Lrrc17). Bases 423 to 1376 code for a protein of 317 amino acids. Gene Ontology annotation, cellular component: plasma membrane. Gene Ontology annotation, molecular function: protein binding. The transcript is spliced from 4 exons. Lineage: Eukaryota; Metazoa; Chordata; Mammalia; Rodentia; Cricetidae. The record is from RefSeq and is a predicted model, not a curated record.
UCUGCCUGUUUGUUGAUGUGACGCGCCUGUGGACAGGAGCCAGGCGCCUAUAGUAGCAACCCGGGAGAAAAUGUAAGCAGCUGUGGUCGUGUAAUUUAAAACCUCAGCAGAGCGUGCUGGGCUCUGUGCACGGCAUUAGUGCAGCGUGCAGCACGAGGGCUGGAUGCAGCUGGCUCUCGGGAGGACGUCCUCGCCCGCGGCCAGGCAGAGAAGCCUGAGACUGGGAGGCAAACCUGGGUGCAGCCGGAAAGGUCCAGAUAGAUGAGCUUGUGGCAGCCGUUCCCCAAGUUCAGGAACGCUGCACAGCCCAGCAGAAACCUACUCUUCCUGACCUGAGCUUGUCGAAGCUACCCAAACUUUGAUUUCAAAGGAAGACUCUCUCUUUCCACCUGCCUGGUGCCUGGGGGCAGCUAGCCGUCAGAAUGCGCACGCACACAGUGGCCAUCGUGAUUCUUCUCUGCUUCUGCAGAGCUGCUGAGCCCCGCAGGACCGGCCCUGGCACUUUGAGAAGCCAGGUCAAUCCCAGCCGCAGCGACAGCCGGGCAGGUGGCGGCAGGAGAGGCAGCCCAGUCAAACGCUACGCACCAGGCCUUCCCUGUGAUAUAUACACGUAUCUCCAUGAGAAAUACCUAGACUGCCAAGAAAGAAAGUUAGUUUACGUGUUACCCGACUGGCCUCAAGACUUGCUGCACAUGCUGUUAGCGAGAAACAAAAUCCGUGUGUUGAAAAACAACGCGUUCUCCAAGUUUAAGAGGCUGAAGAGCCUGGACUUGCAACAGAAUGAGAUCUCCAAAAUUGAGAGCGAGGCGUUCUUUGGCUUGAAUAAGCUCACCACCCUCUUGCUGCAGCACAACCAGCUCAAGGUGCUGACAGAGGAGGUGUUCAUUUACACCCCGCUCCUGAGCUACCUGCGUCUCUAUGACAACCCUUGGCAGUGCACCUGCGAGCUAGACACGCUCGUUGCGAUGCUGCAGGUCCCGCGGAACCGGAAUCUGGGCAACUACGCCAAGUGUGAAAGCCCACCAGCACUGAAGAAUAAAAAGUUGCUGCAGCUGAAGCCUGAUGAGUUGUGCAUCGAACAGGAGAGUGAGCAGCCGGACCCCAAACCCCAAGUAUCAGGGAGACCCCCUGUCAUCAGGCCCGAGGCCGACUCCACCCUAUGCCACCAUUACGUGUUUCCCAUACAAACCCUGGACUGCAGGCGGAAAGAGUUGAAGAAGGUUCCGAGCAACAUCCCUCCAGACAUCGUCAAACUUGACAUGUCAUACAACAAAAUCAGCCAGCUGCGACCCAAGGAGUUUGAAGAUGUUCACGAACUAAAGAAGUUAAACCUGAGCAGCAAUAGCAUUGAAUUCAUAGAUCCUGGUUUGUGCUGAUAAAAGCCACAACAAACCAAAAACACAAACAAGAAGCAUUUACGGCUGGUGGUCACAGAGAAGGAGGAGGGGCAUGAAUAACGCAGCAUUUCCACGGGGCUUUCCAGGAGCCCAUUCCCGUCUGGCUUUGAGGAGAACCACGCCUUCCGGCACGUCUACUUACCGCACUCCACAGGAAGCCCCUGUGUGUCAGUGCCAUCCAGGAUCGGUUCACCUGACCGCACGUGAUCGUCUCUCUAAAGCUGAGGUACGAGAAAAUCUAAACGUAGAGAAAAGAGACAUCGUUUUGAGUGAUCUAUGAAUUUUGGUGUAGAUCUUCCACUGUGUGUGCUAGUAAUGACAUCAUCAUCCAUAUACCGGAAAAGUGGACAUUUAAGGGCUAGAGUUGUAUCCCAAGGGAGGAAUUUUAUCUCAAGUCUAAGAAUUCACCAGUGAUGUAAUGUCAUCCCUUUCUGAAGACGUGCUGUGUGCCACAUGUCUUUUGUUCUUUGCUCUUUCUUUCUUCUGGUUUGAUCGGAGACAGUAUCUCACUGCGUGGCUCUGCUUAGCCAUGGGCUCUGCUCACACAAUGGACUGAACAGAGCCCCGUAUGGAACUCUAUAACACAGUCUCUCAUCUUAGUUCACAGUAUUCUGACUGUGGAGCUGCAAAGUAUGUAUAAGGAGUUGGAAAUACGGUCACGUGUUUCUUCAAAUUGAUACCCGGAAGGAGACAAUGAGAAAGAAGAU